CAAAGUCUUCUCACACAGGAUCUGGGAGAGAGACAGAGAGGGUGAGCCUGCAGACUGCUGUCCUUCCCUCCCAGAGCAGUGAGGAGAGAGAACUUUGGGCUGUGAGGUUGGAACUUGUGAACCAGGAGGUGAAACAUUGUAUCUCUUAAUUCCAAGAUCCUUAUCUCAACUUUCUAGGUAUAGCAGACAUGAGCUGCUGUGGAGACUGAGCCCCAACAAGCAUGGAGUGGGGGUCCUAGGAAAUCAAAGAGACAUGUGGCCAGUAGGUGAUGUCCAGGAGUAAGGACCAACUGGCCACAGGUACCCCAGGAGGGGACAGCACCCCAAUGUACCACGGAUGCUUUAUUUAUUUAUUACUGGCACUUAUGAAGCACCAACAUAUUCCGAUAUCGUGUGCAUUGGAUUAAUCAUCCUGACAGCUAUACCCCUGUGAUGUGCUCAGUGAAGUGGGUGUAGCACGAAGCUUCAGGACAAAGAUGGACCUGCGGAGGCGUCCAAAGCUCUGAGAUACAAGGCAGAGUUACUCCUUGCUGGACCUGAUCGGAGUUUGUAGCUCUGAGCUAAAGGUCAGAAGAACCUAACCCCCUGAAGUGAGGUCCAUAGCCCUGAGAUACAAGGCAGAGAUACUACUUGCUGGACCCAGUGGACAGUGAGUUGGUCAGAGCCUCAGGACCAGGGGCUACCUAGUAAUGUGACUAGGGGUGUGCAGACGAGCAUUGAGACACAAAGAAGUAUCCCAGGAUAUGAACAGCUAAAGGAGUGGGGGUGUUUCCAUGCUUGGGAAGAAUGAGGGCUGCUCUCACUCUGAUUCCUUCGGUGCUGCUCCUUCUCAUGGGGAUAUUUUUGUGGGGAUGGAGAGGAGCUAGUCCCACAGUACAUCCAGGGCACCUUUCUCACAGAUCGACACGUGCAUUGCUGCCCACUGUGCCCACUCAUCAUGCUCAGAGACAACUCAGAGCUCAAACCCCACCCGUGAUGGAGGGACUCUCACAUAAAGGAGCGUCUAAGGAGAAUUCUAAUCUCAGUGCACAUGGUCUGUCAAUGGGGACCUCUAGGACUAACACACAGUAUCAUUCCACUAGGACAUCCUCUAGCGACCCUCUAGAACAAGGUAUUUUUUGGUCUCCAGCAGUGAAGCUGCCUCGGGGCUUCCCAGAGGAUAGUGUCUUGCACUGGCAGAUGGGUGCCCGCACUGCCCGCAUUAUGUCACUCGAGCGAGGAUGUGGUCGCAGUACUAACCGCUUGGCCACUCUGUCAGAUGGGAGUUGGGUGUGUGUGCGAUAUGGGAUUAACUCCGAACAGAUCAAGGGAGAGGUGCUGUCAUUCUACCUGUCUCGCUUGCUGGGUUUGGGUGGGGUGCCACCCUGCGUGCUCUCUAGGGUGGGCAGCACACAGUGGAAUCCAGUACAAGCAGAGGUGGUAAGCACAGGAUGGGAUCCUGGAUCUAUUGUUAGUUUAACCAAUUGGGUCCAAAACCUGAGUGCAGUUCUACCUCCCCGAGCCCUACGAGCUGAAGAUGGUCAGCUGCGCCCAUUGCAAGAUGAAUUACGCUCAGGUGAUGUGGACAUGGUGGAGCUGGCACAAUGGGCAGACCUUAUACUGUUUGACUACCUGACUGCAAACUUUGACCGCUUGGUAAGCAAUAUGUUUAGCUUACAAUGGGACCCACGUGUCAUGCUAAGAGGAACCAAUAAUUUACACCGUACACCAGACGGGACAUUGAUACUGCUGGAUAACGAGGCUGGCCUGGUCCAUGGCUACCGGCUUCGGGACACGUGGGAUAAAUACAAUGAACAGCUGCUUGAGACUGUGUGUAUGUUCCGCAGGGGCGUGGCACAAAAGCUGAAAGAGUUCCACACAGAGCAGAAUGUUGCUCAAGAACUACAUACAUUGUAUAUGCACUCUGAACCCUUGGCUGAGGAGCUUGGCCUUUUGUCUGAGGCAGAGGGGCAAAUAUUGCAGGAGAGAGUGGGGCUUUUGUACAGCCACAUACUAAGCUGUCAGGACAGGUACAGCUGAAAAACAGGAUGUGGGACUUAGCAGUCAGCCAGUAGUGGUCAGUGGUGCUACUGUCAGGCUAGAGACAGCUUGGGUGAAUGGGCACUUCUGGUAUGAAUUUAGAUGAGGAAUGUGAAGAGGUUGGUAGAACAAAGAGGUUUUGACUGUGCCUAUUUAGACAUGUACACUGUUAGGAUUUAAUGUACACGCAGUGGGAGCAUUGCUGAAGCACUUAUAGGAACACUACUGAGAUAGGUGCGGGCAGUGAGAGUAGACCCAGGCUAGACAUAGCUGGUAGAGAACAAAACUAGGUUGAGACCAGCUUGUGGAAAAUGCUAACGAGACAGCUGAUGGGGAUCAACAACAGAAAUAGAACUGACUGGGAACAAUGGGUCAGUUGGGUUUGGUGGAGUUAUUCAGGAGCAAUGCUUGGACUCCUGGUGGAAACUAUUGUUACAUUUAGUGGGACCACCUACGUGGAAGGUUGUGGUUUUGGUGUGGUGCAAUGCCACGUUAGAUACAGUAUUAAGAUUGGUAUACCUCAUGAGUAAUGGCAUCAGCUUAGGCAUUGCUGGUGGGUAGACAAUGCAGCUGGGGGACAGUAAGCAAUAGCACAGUGUUGCCAGUGGAGAGGUAGGUAGAUAGGUGGGUAUGUAUUUGCAACUCACACUAGGAGUUUUUUCACUGACAAUUAGAAACAGAUAAAACCAGCACCGAUUGGCUCUACUGAGCUUAUGUCCCACCUUGGGCAUGGGGUGUGAGACUCUGUCCCCAAUAUUAAUAAAAAACAAUGCCAAUUAAUGGCAUCCUUCUGGGAAGUAAAAUUCUUAAGUCUGCUGAUUGCACUGCUGGCCCAUAGAAUUACUUUAUACCCCCAAUGCUCUGGCUAACACUUUGCCAUAGGGGGGUUUAUUUAUUAAACAGUCAGUUGUAGUGAAUUGAAAACUGAAUUUUAAGAUUAAGGCCAAAGUAGUUGAUCUGGAAAAAAAUAUCCAAUUUCUUUAUAGCCAUAGUUUGGCUAUAUUAGCCUGAAUUUUGUAGUUUAGUUAUCACUGUUUAGUGAAUAAGCCUUUGUGUAAUACUCAGGGAGAUUUCUACAGAAAAGCUGACCAAAGGCAUCACAGUCUAUUUCACUAUCAAAGACUUGAAUAUAAUAUACUAAACGUCUACCUUCCAAAUGACUCCCUUUAUUUGCAUAUAUUCCGGUCUUGUCUGGAGGAUUUGCAGGUAAUCCGCCUUAAAUUCAGACGUAUUUAUAGUCACUGCUUUUAUGUGGGAACAUUUUAAACUUUACAAGAAGGCUUGGGACCUGCACCAUAUAAGCUAAUCACUGACAACAAACCCUAUCAUCCUUGGAUGAUGGGACUUGAUGCCCAACGUGAAGUAUGCCAAACUAUUUUUCUUAAGAUAGAAUAAUUAAGGAAUGUAUUAAUUAAAUGCCAUAUUGUAGUACAUUACCAUCCAAAUUACAUAAAAAUAGCCAAGCUUUGUGACAAAUUUGUAGAAUUUUUCAGUCAGCUAUUUUUGCAAGUCAGAUUUCAAUUCACUACAGUUUAGGUGUGUAUUAUUAUUAUUUAUAAAGCGCCAACACAUUCUGAAGCGCUGUACAAUAUGUGACAAAGUUACUAAGAAGUGAACGUUUAGCAAGCUAAAUUGCUGUCAAAUUUAAAAGGUUUUAGAACUGUCUCCAACUUGAAAUCAGAUGUUUUAUGUUAGUAAAAUACUCUUGAUUUUUCACUUCUUAGUAAAUAUCUCCCUAGAUGGUUGUGCACCUUUAAGACACUCCCCAAUUAACCAUUUUGGGUCCGUUUACCCCAGGGAUAGGCAACCUUCGGCUCUCCAGAUGUUUAGGACUACACCUCCCAUGAUGCUUUGCCAGCAUUAUGUG
Molecule: messenger RNA, 3886 nt
Organism: Pelobates fuscus (common spadefoot toad)
Lineage: Eukaryota; Metazoa; Chordata; Amphibia; Anura; Pelobatidae
Gene: FJX1
Product: four-jointed box kinase 1
Exons: 1
Coding region: 787-2019 (410 amino acids)
Biological process (GO): cell-cell signaling
Source: RefSeq, a predicted model, not a curated record